AUGGUUGCUACCGGGUUACCAGAAGGCUGGACUAUCAGAAAGAGUCGUUCCCACAAUAGAGAGUAUUUUUUCAAAGAAGCUACAAAAGAAUCAGUAUGGGAUCCUCCAGCAGGUACUGAUCUUGAACAAUUGAAGAAAUAUAUGAAUCAACCAUCAAAAGUCAGAGCCAGUCAUCUUCUAAUCAAACAUAGCGGAUCAAGACGUCCAGCUUCAUGGAAAUCUGAAAACAUUACAAGAUCAAAAGAGGAAGCCAUUGAGAUUCUUCAAAAACAUCAACAAGCUAUUAAAAACGGUGAAAAGACACUUGGAGAGAUUGCACAGACUGAAAGUGAUUGUUCCUCCCAUAAGCGUGGAGGUGAUUUAGGCUUUUUCGAAAGAGGUGCUAUGCAACCACCGUUCGAGAAGGCUACUUUUGAUCUUGAGAUUGGGCAAAUCAGUGACAUUGUGGAAACGGACAGUGGAGUCCAUUUGAUUGAGAGAACAGGAUGA
Messenger RNA from Hansenula anomala, 489 nucleotides. It is a transcript of the gene ESS1, whose product is annotated as peptidylprolyl isomerase ESS1. Gene Ontology annotation, cellular component: cytosol; nucleus. Gene Ontology annotation, molecular function: protein binding; peptidyl-prolyl cis-trans isomerase activity. Bases 1 to 489 code for a protein of 162 amino acids. The transcript has 2 exons. The record is from RefSeq and is a predicted model, not a curated record. Lineage: Eukaryota; Fungi; Ascomycota; Saccharomycetes; Phaffomycetales; Wickerhamomycetaceae.